This is a messenger RNA of Sinocyclocheilus grahami, 1550 nucleotides long. Its product is annotated as gamma-aminobutyric acid receptor subunit alpha-6-like. Gene Ontology annotation, biological process: monoatomic ion transmembrane transport. Lineage: Eukaryota; Metazoa; Chordata; Actinopteri; Cypriniformes; Cyprinidae. The record is from RefSeq and is a predicted model, not a curated record. Bases 156 to 1472 code for a protein of 438 amino acids. Gene Ontology annotation, molecular function: GABA-A receptor activity; extracellular ligand-gated monoatomic ion channel activity. Gene Ontology annotation, cellular component: membrane. The transcript is spliced from 10 exons.
UGAGGAACUCCAGCAAGACUUCACGCAUAAAAGCUUCAGGAUAUACGCACACAAGCCUCGAGACCGCACCAGCUCCUUUCGCACACAUACAUUAUGGGACGUGCAACUAACACUAGUUGACAAGGGUACACUUGGAUAGAGAGCGCGCGCAAAGCAUGGCUUGGGUACGCACAUGUUUGUUCCUCUCUUGUGUUGGUCAGGUGUUGGCAAAUCCGCCAACCGAGACGAGGAUAUAUUUGGAUAACAUUACGCGCGUUUUGGACAGAUUAUUAGAUGGAUAUGACAACAGACUCCGACCUGGAUUUGGAGGUCCUGUCACAGAGGUUAAAACGGACAUCUUUGUCACCAGCUUCGGUCCUGUUUCUGAUGUGGAAAUGGAAUACACAAUGGAUGUGUUUUUUCGGCAAACGUGGAUAGACGACCGGCUGAAAUUUGAGGGCCCCAUUGAGAUCCUGCGUCUCAACAACCUAAUGGUCAGCAAGAUCUGGACACCGGACACUUUCUUCCGAAAUGGCAAACGUUCUAUUUCGCACAACAUGACCACUCCCAACAAGCUGUUCCGCAUCAUGCAGAACGGAACUAUUCUGUACACCAUGAGGUUAACCAUCAAUGCUGAGUGUCCCAUGCGGCUGAUCAAUUUUCCAAUGGAUGGACAUUCAUGUCCUUUGAAAUUUGGCAGCUAUGCCUACCCAAUGAGUGAGAUUGUUUACACAUGGAAGAAAGGGCCGUUAUUUUCAGUGGAGGUCCCUCAGGAGAGUUCCAGUCUGCUACAGUAUGAUCUCAUUGGACAGACGGUGUCUAGUGAGAGGCUGAAGUCAAGCACAGGUGAAUACAUAGUCAUGACGGUGUACUUCCACCUGCAGAGGAAAAUGGGUUUCUUCUUGAUCCAGACAUACAUCCCGUGCAUUAUGACUGUGAUCCUAGCACAGGUCUCCUUCUGGAUCGACAAGGAGUCAGUACCGGCCAGAACUGUGUUUGGCAUCACCACAGUACUAACCAUGACCACGCUGAGCAUUAGCGCUCGUCACUCGUUACCCAAGGUCUCCUAUGCCACCGCCAUGGACUGGUUCAUCGCCGUCUGCUUCGCGUUCGUCUUCUCAGCCCUUAUCGAGUUCGCUGCUGUCAACUAUUUCUCCACCUUGCAGGCCAAUAAGGAACUUCGGCGGGCCAACAUGGCCUGUGCUGCGACCAGAAGUGAUGGAGAAGUUGUUACGAAUCCUCUGGACCCUGCAGGUGUGCUGAAGAAAAGGCUGAACUCUCUCUCUCCAAGAGAUGCUCCUGACAGGUUCCCCAGAGCACCACAGCCUGAUCUCCAUCAGCAAGGCUCCACUGUCCCUGCCAACAACAUGCUGGCAACUAGUAUUAUUGACAAGUACUCUCGCAUCCUGUUUCCGCUGUCCUUCGGGGCCUUCAACCUGGUCUACUGGAUUGUCUAUCUCACCAAAGACACCAUGGAGUCCAGGGAAGUGUGAGCUCUGUUAGAAAUCACAGAGAAAGGGGGCUGAAGACAUGGUCAUCUAAUAAACUGGUGAAUGCAUAGAUGGAAGGAU